UGAACCCGCCGUUACUCUUUUCCUACGCAAAUAGAGAACUCUCUAUCCCUGCGCUCAGCGCUUCGUCUUCUUGGCUGAAUUUCCAUUGACGGCGCCGGUUGAAUUUUCAUCUCCGACAUUGGACUUCGGAACGUGGUGGUCUUCCCUAGCUCCUCUCUCUGGUUCGUCCUAUUUUUAUUUGUUUCUUCCGUUACCCAUGAAUCAUGCCUUCCAAUCUUUGUGUUGCUCUCUGUACACCUUGGUCUUUUGUUUUCUCUGUGAGUUGUCUCUAUGUCAAUAGUUUAUUAUUAUUGUUAUAUAAGGCUGGAUCAAAUUAAUAAUUUAAUAUUAACAAUUGCAGGUUUCUUAGAUAGAGAUUAUGGGGAUAACGCUUGUGUACCAUGUUAGGGGGAAGUUUGUCCGAUCUGGGCAGCAUGUAGUGUAUGAUGGAGAAGACAUUGAAGGGAUAGACCCUGAUGAGCUGAACUCAAUGGAUCUGGAGCAUUAUAUUAUGAAGACAAUUAUCGGGGGCUUUCAGCUGUUCUAUGAAGGUCACGGGGAAAGGGAAGUGCCUGGAUUUAAAUUGCUAUCAAGUGAUGAUAGUAUAAGAGACAUGUUAGAUCUAUACAAAGAUCGUGAAGUGUAUGAUUUGUAUGUGAAGCAUGAUAUGUCUUAUUCCGAAACUUUGGGUGGAGUAGAAGAUGAAGGAGCUGUAGUAGUAACUGAAGAAGCUCCUACAAGCUUGGGUGAUCCAGUUUCAAGUGGAAAGCAACAAGAUUUGAUAGAAACAAGUGAAGAAAUAGAUUUGGCAGAUUCUAGUGAUGAAGAUUUGGGUGAACAAGAUAAACCACGAGCUUCCGAGGAGAUUCUCUUCGAUGGUUUUGAAUUUGGAAGUGAUGCAGACGAUGAUGAAGUUCAAGAACUGAGGAAGAAGGUUGAGAAGGUCGAAGAAAGAGUGAGGAAAGGGAUAACACCCAUCACAUAUGCGCAUAGUUUGUACUACUCAGAUUCUGAUCCCGAUCCAGGAUAUGACAGGGUAGGAGAUGAGGGUGAAACUGAAGGUUUUGAUUCUGAUGACAUUGGUAGCUAUGAUGACACAGAUGUAGAUGAUGAAAUUGCAGAUCAUGGUGUUCGGAGGAAAUCAAGGUUUGUCCGAUAUAACAAGGACACCGAUAAGCCAUACUUUGAGUUGGGGAUGGUGUUCACAGAUAUAUAUGAGGUUAGAGUUGAAGUGAACAAGUAUUCCAUCAAAGAAUGAAAGGACCUGAAGUUGAAAAAGAAUGAGAAGAAGCGGUUGAGAGCCGUGUGUAAGUUUGCAGGUUGUGCCUUUGAGUUCUUUGUCAGUUUUGAUAGGACAAUAAACCGACUACAAGUGA
This is a messenger RNA of Linum trigynum, 1355 nucleotides long. The record is from the annotation of a GenBank genome assembly. NCBI's taxonomy places the organism in Eukaryota, Viridiplantae, Streptophyta, Magnoliopsida, Malpighiales, Linaceae.